GAGGACAGACAUAUUUGUGGGGAGUGGGGAACCUGUCACAAUAUGAAGGGAAGCUACUGGUGCAGUUGUCUCCAGGGAUUCCAUCAGGAAGGCGAUAUAAGUUCUAUGUGUGUAGACGUAAAUGAGUGUAUAGGGGCUGGGAACAAAUACCCCUGUGGCGAGAUUGGAACCUGCUGGAAUCUGGAGGGCAGCUACAGGUGUCAUUGUCCCCCUGGAUUCACUACCUAUGGCAACAACCAAUCUAAGUGUCAAGGUGCGAGAAAUGCUUGUUCUACCUUUUCAUUUUCUGCUGACCUCAGUUGUCUUCGCUUGUGACCACUGAUCUUGAGGCCAUCUGUUGAAACCUCCACCUAGCCUACCAGUUACCAGUUUCACAAUCGCGAUGACCGGCCUGAUGUAUUGUGUUGUAUUUGUACGAUCUGAGGUCAUCUGCAUUCAUGGUUUUUCUUUAGAGCUGAAUUGUGACCCUUUUGCAACUCAGAGUACACCUGAACAGGUAAAUUCUUCCUCUUUUUAAAUUAUUAUUUUCUCAAGUACUUCUCUUCAUCUUGAUUAUUCACCAUAUUCUUCUCAUUUAUCUUUCUCUCUCUUUCUGUGUACUUUCUCUGUCUCAGACUCUACCAGGUUUUGACAGCCUCUUGUCUCUCCUGAGAAACAACUGUUUGGUGUUGAGUAACUCCUCUGGGUUGGCUGGAGCGACAGAAAAGACUGGAGAGGUGCUUUUGACAGUAUGUUGCCUCCCUGAGCUACAUACAAGCGCGCGCGGACACACACACACACGUUACAUCACGCCUCUGUUGUCUGUCUUUUCUAAAGGUCCUGGCCAAUGUCACUGCUGUUCUUCAACUCCAGUCCAAUGGUCAAGGUGGUAACAGCGGUAAAGUGACUACACUACUGAGGACAGUAGAAAACUCUAUCAGACUGAUUGCUCCACAGCUGAGAGAAAAUGUGAGCAGGAUAAAUACAAGCCAUACAGAGGUAGAAGUUGUGGUGAGGAUGGACAGGACACCACCCCGAGGACCAGUCAGACUGACGAAUGAAAACAUCCAACUUGACACCACCUGGGAGACGGCGAUCGGAGAUGACACGAAUUACCCAGGAUUUGGGUUUGCCAUUUUGCUCAGCUACAAGAGUCUGCAGACUUUGACCAACAGCUCUGAGCAGCUCUCCUCCAGAGUGGUGACUGUAUCUGUUAGCAACCCCAACACAACAAACCUGUCUGAACCUAUCAUUCUCACCUUCAAUCACUUGAAGUCCAGUGAUGCGAAUACCACCUGUGUUUAUUGGUCAGAGGAUGGUGAGGGGGCGUGGUCAAUCCAGGGCUGCACCUCAGUGAAGUCCAACUCCACCCACACUGUGUGCUCCUGCACCCAUCUCAGCAGCUUUGCCCUGCUCAGGGGAAUCCAAGAGAAUAAGAAAUGCAGACAGUUGGUGAUGUGGGCGGGCGCUUCCGUGGCGCUGGCUUGUGCGGUCCUAUCCCUGCUCAUGACCCUGUGGUGUCGCUUUAUCAGCAAAAAGAGCAAUGGAGGGAGCCGACCAGAACAGCAUUUUAACCUCUAAAGCACCUCAAUUUAGACAGCAGGGAUUUCUAAAAUCUCUCUUUCCUGUGUUUUGUAUAUAAUCCCACCCUAUGUCAAUUUACUGUAAAAUAACUAUUUAGACUGUCAACGAACUGUUAGAAAAUGUAAAUAUGAAGUUUCAGUUUCAACCUCAGUCAAUUGAUAAACAUGAUUUCAUGAAAUAUAUAAAUGUAUUUUGAAAUGAUAGAUUAUUGAUUGUUCUCAAUUCCCAUCAAUGUCAAUUUACUUUUAUCUCGGUUCAAUUGUACGUAGACGAGCUUACCUUACAGUAUUAUUGUACAAGUUUAAAUAGCAGCUCUGUUGUAAUCAAAGGAAGGACGUACAUGUUUGUUCAUGAAAGAAUGAACACACACCUUUACGCUCACUGUGUAUUAGGUACACGUAGAAAGGGACAAACUGCACAUGCUUACCUACAUUACAUACAUACUGUUAUGUGGCCUAUGAUCGGCGGCCUGGAGACCAGUUCAAGUGCAUCAGGCAGAUUGCGUGAAAACAUGAAACGAGGAGAACAAAACAGCAAACCUCUUCAAUAUUUCAGGCUUUCUAAGUAGGAAAGCUCAAAUUAGAGUGCUGCGUAGUAAAGCUCAUCAAGUCCAUCAGCAGCAGGUUCCUAAAACCUGGCUUUCCUGAAAUGUGUAGGUGAAGAACAGACGGUCCAGGUUGAGUUUCUGUUUUGGUUAGAACGUCAGAGAAUGAAAAGCAUAUUUAAAAGGUCCUGAAUAGUCAAAAUCAUGUUUAUCAUCAAAUUGGAUGACUUGGAUUAAACCCUAUCAGAGUAUGACAAAUGACUGUCGCCGGUACAUUGAUAAAGUUAGAUCAUAAAGUGACUUGCUUCCUUCUUUAUGUCAAAAUCUUGAAUUCAGGAAUCCAGAUACUAUUUGCUUAUUGGGGAUCGGUGAAACAUCACAUUUAGCCGCUCAUUUUAAUACACCAAUCGUAACGUCUUAUUCUCAUACCUUGUUUAAAUAAGUACUGCCUUGUAACCAUCAUUGCAGAAGACGUGUUCGCAAAGGGACGUGGUUUACAUAGCUAGCUAGACUACUGGUGUCAAAAUUUGACUGCAGGCUGUUAUAGGUUUCUCCUAUUUAUCUGUGGCAAAUAUACUUUUAGGUUUUCACUUUCAUCUGUAUCUGGUGUUAGCUAGUUACUGGCCAGCAUGGGGGAAGAAAUUAUGUUUGGAACUCUGACUCAGUUGUCAUGUCAGUGCUGCUAUGAACUGCAACAGAAGAGACAUGCCAAACGAUGUAUACAAAAUUAUUGACAUCAUGGCAAGGCAUGGUUUAUGUACAUGGUCUGGCAGUCAGCAAAUGUAAUUGAUGAAGUCAACCCAGGCUUUUCCCGACCAGUUUCAACUGAAAUUGUCCAACAUGAACUGAGACAGGAUGUUGUCUAUCGAUGCGGUUACAAUAACCAAGCAGUUGGAUAGACAAAUAAUUUGUGAAACCGUGAUGUAUGACAGGAUUGAAAUCUUGUUUGAGUUGCGCUUCGUGUAUCAGCACAUUUGCUUGAGAUGAUCUCACUGCAGCAUUGCAUCUAAGUUGCCGUCAAUCAAGGUGAGCUCCCCACCCACUCAGACUGGUCCUUCAGCCUUACUGAUAGUUGGAAAUGAGAGAAGGUACAUUCUGAGCAUUUGAAUCUGGGGGGGUGGG
Salvelinus namaycush (lake trout) is the source of this 3229-nucleotide messenger RNA. RefSeq names its product adhesion G protein-coupled receptor E3-like. Lineage: Eukaryota; Metazoa; Chordata; Actinopteri; Salmoniformes; Salmonidae. Gene Ontology annotation, biological process: adenylate cyclase-activating G protein-coupled receptor signaling pathway. The record is from RefSeq and is a predicted model, not a curated record. The coding region runs from base 997 to 1560 and encodes 187 amino acids. The transcript is spliced from 6 exons. Gene Ontology annotation, molecular function: G protein-coupled receptor activity.